Messenger RNA from Effrenium voratum, 330 nucleotides. The record is from the annotation of a GenBank genome assembly. Lineage: Eukaryota; Dinophyceae; Suessiales; Symbiodiniaceae.
AUGCACGAAAGCUUUCUCGUCUACGCCAACGAGCAUCUCCACCAAAGUAUCUAUGGGAGCUUCGAUCGGCACAACCCCCGGGUCUUCCACUACCAUUUGCGCAUGGUCUUCCCGUUGAACCUGGCGCACGUCUACGCGGUGGCCUUUGAGGAGGAACUGGCCACCGACUGGAACAGCACGCUGGCAAAGACCCCGGAGCUCUUGGACCGCUGCGGCCUGGACACUGUCACCUCCUCUCAGAUGUCGGCCAUGCUGGGGCUGCUGAAGCUGGACGGGCGAUGGGCCACGGGGAUAGCUCAGGUCUGCGCCGAUGCCUUCAUGUCGGAAUAA